CAAACCCGGCUACAUUGUUUCUAAAUCGCGAAAGUGCAGUCCAGUUUCGCACUUUUAGAUUAGUUAUAAUCAGUCGGCAUAAUAAAAGAAAAAAGCCCAAGUCCAGUGCAUUUAGUGGCUGACCCAAAAAUUUCGGGUACAUUUUGUUUUUUGUUCCUCAUUUUCGUCGGAGACCUUAACUCUGAGUUUGUGUCUUUUCAAGAAAUUGCUACGUGGUCUUUUUGAAUACAAAAUAUUAAUUAACUAUUUUUAUGCACUAUUUUAGUACUUUUUAAAGUUGGUCUUGAUUUUAUUUCUUUAAAUGAUUGUCUCAAAAACCGCAAUUAAUUUAAUCAGUAGAUUACAUAGUAAUUGAAAAUAUGUCGUUUGUUUCUAAUAUAUUUGUACAUAUUUUUUUAUCUAGGGAAGAAUAUCUGUUCUCAGUAUUCGAAGCAAUAAUAUCCACAUUAGAAUCGAAAUUACAAAGGAUAGAAAACUUGGAUAAAGCUGUUGAACAUCUAAUGAGACGAGUCGAAGGAUUGGAUUCGCGAGUAAACGAUAAUAUAGGCAAAACCGAAUCGAUAAUUGCCAAACUCGGUAAUCUAGAUAUAAAACUAUUUCAAAGUCCUUCCGCUAAUGAUGAACCGAGACCUUUUUCACUUCGAUCUGACGAAAACAAAGAAAAACUAAACGAUCGCCUAAUCUCGUUGGAUAUAAAAGUCGAAAAAAUCGACAGGAAACUUAACAAUUUAAAAAAUCAACUGGACAACAAUAAUCUUCCAGGGGAAGAUAUAAAUGCAGAGGCAAGUGAAAAAAAACCGGUCAGCAUGAAUGUCGUGGAAAUAACAAAAGCUCUAAACAGCGAAGUGAUGAAUCACAUAAGUAAAGAGCUCAACCAGUUACGAACGGUUACCACCAAUGUCGACAGAAAGCUUCAAUUUCACAUAAAUUUGGUUUCCGAUAAUCUUGGAAAAGUGGUAAGAAUGAUGUCGGAAGUUCACGAGGCAGUUGUUGAACCGGAAGAAGCUAACGAUGCAGGAGGAGGAAUAUUUUGGAACAAUAAAACAACAACCACGAUGCCCACUACACCUCCUCCAUCGAUAGUUAGAAAUAGUAAAAUUGACGCAUUGGUUAAACAGAUGCGUCCCAUCAUGACUGUUUCAGAAAAGAUGGACGAAGUGUGGGACGUAGUGACCGGAACCAAGAGUUCAGUAGAUAAUCUUCUGCCGAAAACUGGAGAACUAUUAAUCCAUACGCAAAGGCAAGAAAGAGCCAUUGGUGAAAUACAUAACGACCUACGUGUUAAAACGAAUAAGAUUAUACAAAAUUUAGAUAUGGUCGAAAGGAGAUUAAAAAAACAAGAAGAUAACGUCGCAACUUUAGCUCAGCGGCCCGUUCCAGCUGAACUUCUUUUGGAUCCUACAAUAGACAGAUUAGUUGAGUUCGAUGCCAGUAGAUAUACUAGUGAAGACUAUACGCACGAUCAGCUAACAGAAACGACUACACCGAUUGCAACGUUUACAACUUUGCCACCUUCCCUAUCGCCAACUCCCUCCCCUUCUACUUUGUUAAUAAUAAAUCAAACAAUGUAUAGCUCAAUAGCGUCACCUGCACAACAGGCCACAUCGACCAGUUCGGAAAAACGAUCGGAAAAGCGAAAAGGAGGAAUAAUUUUCCCUAGCGUCAAAAACAAACCCUCGCCCCCGAAUACUACAUUCACAACCGACAUGAUUACCAACAUUAAAGAUGUUAGAGGCUAUUCUUGUGUUGAUUUCUUGAACGGGGGCAUGAAAGAUUCCGGUGUGUACUAUCUUCAAAUACGAGGUACGACUUACUGGUUUCUAAAAGUUUACUGCGAACAGGAGAUCGCCGAUGGAGGAUGGACGGUAAGUUUAUUUCUUUAACCCACACGUAUUUUACACUAUAAGGGAGGGGGUUUCGGUUAACAAUUAAUAAUUCGUUUUUUGUUUCUUUGACGAUACAAAAAAAGCUG
Messenger RNA from Agrilus planipennis (emerald ash borer), 1972 nucleotides. RefSeq lists its product as uncharacterized. The coding region runs from base 360 to 1883 and encodes 507 amino acids. The transcript has 3 exons. The record is from RefSeq and is a predicted model, not a curated record. Lineage: Eukaryota; Metazoa; Arthropoda; Insecta; Coleoptera; Buprestidae.